CGCGUCACAGCAGCGCAGCCACGAGACGCACGCGAUCUCCUGUUUGCAUUUGAACUCGCGCGGUCGGCAUGGUCUUUGGUCGCUUCAUCGAUGUCCAUUGAUGGAACACAGUAACAGUCUAAGGUUUUGGUGCUAAAAGUGGAAAAACCCGCACCGAAGUUCAACUUGUGCAUACGGAUGCUUUUUGGCGACGAUGCGUUGCUCUUUCAGAUUCGUGUUUCUUCUCCGUGUCAGACGCGUCUUACCGAAUUAGCGCUUCGUCGUGUGAGAGGUGGAAUGCCUUAGUCCCUGCCAAACGGUUUCCCAAGACAGCGACAGCGAGCCGCCGGUGAACCAUGGAGCCCUGGAUCUUCCCCUCGUCGGCCCUCAACCUGACGGAGCCCCUGAUGUACGAGAGCUUCGUGCAGGCCAACGACUCGGAGGGCCACGGCAACUACACCGACCCCAGCUUCGACCGCACCAGCACGGUGGUCCUCACCUGCCUGUACUUCCUGGUGUGCACGGUCGGCCUCUGCGGCAACGCGCUGGUGAUCUACGUCAUCCUGCGCUACGCCAAGAUGAAGACCGUCACCAACAUCUACAUCCUCAACCUGGCCGUGGCCGACGUCCUCUUCAUGCUGGGCCUGCCCUUCAUCGCCAUCCAGCUGGCGCUGGUGCACUGGCCCUUCGGCCCCGUGCUGUGCCGCGUGGUGAUGACGCUGGACUCCCUGAACCAGUUCACCUCCAUCUUCUGCCUGAUGGUGAUGAGCAUCGACCGCUACCUGGCCGUGGUGCACCCCAUCCGCUCCACCAAGUGGCGCAAGCCCCGCAUGGCCAAGACCAUCAACCUGACGGUGUGGGGCGUGUCCCUGCUGGUCAACCUGCCCAUCGUCAUCUACAGCGGCCUGAUCACCAAGCACGACGACUGCUUCUGCACCAUCGUGUGGCCCGAGCCCCAGGAGGCCUACUACACGGCCUUCAUGUUCUACACCUUCAUCCUGGGCUUCUUCCUGCCCCUGAUGGUCAUCUGCAUGUGCUACCUGCUCAUCAUCGUCAAGCUCAAGUCCUCGGGCCUCCGGGUGGGCUCCACCAAGAGGAAGCGCUCCGAGCGGAAGGUGACGCGCAUGGUGUCCAUCGUGGUGGCCGUGUUCGUCUUCUGCUGGCUGCCGUUCUACGUGUUCAACGUCACCUCGGUGACGGGCACCAUCAGCACCACGCCGGUGCUUCGGAGCACCUUCGCCUUCGUGGUGGUGCUGGGCUACGCCAACAGCUGCGCCAACCCCAUCCUGUACGCCUUCCUGUCGGAGAACUUCAAGAAGAGCUUCCAGAACGUGCUGUGUCUGAAGAAGGUGGGCGGGCUGGACGAGAUCGACCGCAGCGACAGCCGGCAGGACAAGUCGCGCAUCAUGAACGAGCCCACGGAGACCCAGAGCACGCUGCUCAACGGGGACCUGCAGACCAGCAUCUGAGGAGGCCGCCGCCACCGCCAUCGCCGCAGGGGGGGGGAAGGCGGUAGCAGUAGCAGUAGAAUUAGCAACCGCGUACGUCACAAACAAAUUGAAUUGGGAACGGGAACCGCCCGGUUUGCAUGUGUUGCACAGAGUCGCAGUUUGCGUGUUGAUCGGCACAGGCGUGCGCACGGCCUCACAACACUACAGAGGAUCUGGUGCUGGCCCAACAACAGAGAGAAACAAGGGUGGCAGGCAUGCAGGGGGGGGGGGGGGGUAGAAGAGAAACAUGGCACAUUAUCAAAGUCACAUGGUCAGUCUGAUUGAACAUCAAAUAUGCCUACCAGAACACAUGUAUCUUUCGUCCCCCCCUGCACUGCAAACACAUUUCAUUGAACCGCGAAAGCCUCACACCCACAAAUGUGUUUGUUCAACGUGUUUCUGCUGUGAUCGUGCAGAUUGCGUUAUCGAUAAAGAGUGCGGCCGACGGGUGAAAGUGCACUAACUCAGAUGGUCAACAGGUCCCUGCGAGAUAUGGAUUUUCCAACAUGUGCCCAUUUUGACUUCCCUUUAAUGGAAUAAGGAUAUGUGUUUACCCUUUCAGUUGGGUCUGUGUGUGUGUGUGUGUGUGUGUGUGUGUGUGUGUGUGUGUGUGUGUGUGUGUGUGUGUGUGUGUGUGUGUGUGUGUGUGUGGGGGGGGGAUAAGGACUUUUACAUACAGUAUAACCCUCCCCCCCUCCCCGCCCUUCCUUUGUACGGCUGAGCGAUGACCAACCAGGAAGAUAUUGGUUUUGUGUAAAUUCUCCUUUCUAGCAUGUUGCUUCACAGGCCCGACGCAGUGCAGGGAUUGGCUGGUGGGCGUAUGAGAAUCAUCAAUCAGUGGUUUGAUGGCACACAACCGGAGGGAACAAUUACACGGUCAACAAGUCCUGCGCUGUUGGGGUAAUGCCGUCUGGCCGGAAUGAAUUUAGGUGGCAUCGCAUUAGGAUGUGUUACCUGGAGCUAUAAACAACAGGUUCAAUGAUAGGGAUUUCUCUUUGGGGGGUAGGAUUUUUCUUCUGUGAGUGAUUUAUGUUCCUGCAUUUCUGUGGUGUCUUACAUAUUGUAUAUAUGUAUAGAUAUAAAGAAUGAUGGAAACUGUAUAUUAUUAUACUAUAGGAUUAUAUGUUUCCAGGUGACUCUUUUCAUCUUGUAAGAGGAUUACGUACUCUUCAGUGAUGGUAAUAGAUUGGAAUUAGCUUGUCUAUCAACUAACCAACUGCUGCUACAGUGUAAAAAGUGUUGCUAUUACAUUUUAGUGUAUGACACUCGGCUUGUCAAUAUCCGCUUCUUGGUGGGUGAUCGUUCGUUAAACCACUUAUGUUGCUGCUUGAAAUUCAGCGGUGGGCUUUAUUACCAUCUGUGACUACUAUUUUUAGAUCUGUGUCUCUUAUAGAAACAAGAGACACUGCAAGUGUGUCGGUGCGGUGAUUCUACGUGUUAUUCCUAGAAAAAAACGAAUACAAAAUACUUAAAAAAAAAACAACAAUCCAGUUGUUGCAGAUGCUCUACCACACAUUUGGUUUGUCCGACAACAAGAGCACAGGUAGGUAUUAUAAUAAAACCUUUUACUUUAGAGUGAUCUAGAUGUUACAAGUGAGAGCAGAAGUUUGAUGCCGACUGAUGUACCUCUCCCUGAGUGUUUUGGCUGAUGGCUGGCUUUUAUCCUGUAUGCCUUGAUUACUCAAUGCACCACAGGUGUGCAGCCCCACCCAGCCCCACCCAGGCCCCGUCACUCUGACCCUCCCCAGGUGAGACUGCUUGACCGGCCUUCAGCCACCAACUCCACACCAGUGUUUUGACAAACGGUUUUGACCUUGGAAUUCACAUGAGCUGAUGGUGACCCUAAGUCUCAGUUCCAGACCUGUAUGUAUGUACAACAUGUACGUAUGUAUGUAUGAAUGUACAGUAUGUGUAUGUGUGUGUGUGUGUGAUUGAGUGGAAACCAAAGGCCAGGUCUUGGGGUUGAGGUAGGUGGGAGGUGCCCCUGCUUUAUGAAAUUUGAGAAGGGCUAGAACACAGACCCUGGACUGGUCUGUUGUUCCUUCUAACCGUCGACCAUGGUUUUACUGACAAACUUUGUCAUCAUUCUCAGAUAUAUAUUGCAGGCUAUGUCGUCAACAGUUAGUUGUUACAACCUCUGUCUAUUUGCUAUCAAAAACGUGUGUUUAUUUAAGAUUCAAGCCAGUGGGUACACUCAUAUCCAGCAGAGGAUCAAUUCUGAGUCACUUCAUGAAUACGUAUAUAUAUAUAUAUAUAUAUAUAUAUAUAUAUAUAUAUAUAUAUAUAUAUAUAUAUAGAGUAAAUCUAGUUAUUUGAAAUGUUGCUUUUGAAUGUAGAUUGCACGUGCAAGUCACUGUGGAGAAAUAUAAACGAAUAAUUUGAUAUUCCAAUAAAUGGGCACAAAAGUGUACUGAUUGUGACGUGCAUGGUGUGUGCUGCUUGGGCAAUUAUUUUGGACAUUUGUAGAUACAUUAUUUUGUAUUAUUACCAAUGGAUUGUCUGAGUCAAAUUCUGUAUGUACUAUGUUUUGAUUUGGAUUUCACACAGCUGUACCUAAAUAAACCAUUACAAUACCCGUCCUUAUCGAAUGUAGGCUAACACCCUUCAACGAGAGACACAAAAUAGGCUACACUACACAAACUAGUGGUUUGAAUUAUUAAAAUAUAGUUUUACCCCAUGACAAAAAUGAUUGAGAAGCGAGCAUUGGAAAGGUAGGGCAUGUUAUUAUGGAACAUAUUUCUAAGUUCGUUGAAUCUAACUAAAUGCAAAGUUGUUGCAACGUGCACCGUUUAACCACAAUGUCCACUAUAGGGCCUAGCCUACUACUGUUCCGACCUAGUUAUUGAGUGCUGAUACCUAGAGUAUAACAGCACUGGAACUUUUAACUACACAUGUAAAACUGCGGUUUACAGUAAAUUACU
Molecule: messenger RNA, 4390 nt
Organism: Gadus chalcogrammus (walleye pollock)
Lineage: Eukaryota; Metazoa; Chordata; Actinopteri; Gadiformes; Gadidae
Product: somatostatin receptor type 2-like
Exons: 2
Coding region: 336-1448 (370 amino acids)
Biological process (GO): neuropeptide signaling pathway; cellular response to glucocorticoid stimulus; cellular response to estradiol stimulus
Cellular component (GO): neuron projection; membrane
Molecular function (GO): somatostatin receptor activity; neuropeptide binding
Source: RefSeq, a predicted model, not a curated record